UGUCAUGAAUCUAUGCUAUUGAACACUGCAUCUACCUUGUACCUUAGUCUGUUAAGCAUUAGCAUACCGGAAAAUACGCAGAAAACGUGUCGAGUUUUGAUUACGUCACCAGUAAUCACAUCGCUACACGAGGGGAACGGGAGAAAGUUCCACACAAAUCGGUGGUCUCAAAUUUAAACCAUGGGGAAGCAGAAAACAAAGAAGUUUGCUGCAAUGAAGAGAAUGAUCAAUCUGAAAGAUCACAGAAUAAAAGAGAAAGACCGGGCCAAAGCAAAAGAGAAAAAGAAGAAAGAUCCCUCAGAGCUUAAGGAGAGAGAAGUGACAAAGUACCCGUCAUGCCUGUUCUUCCAGUACAAUACUCAGCUUGGUCCACCAUACCACGUUCUAGUCGACACAAAUUUCAUCAACUUCUCCAUCAAGGCCAAACUGGACAUUGUUCAAUCUAUGAUGGAUUGUCUGUAUGCAAAAUGUAUCCCAUGUAUCACAGACUGUGUGAUGGCUGAGAUUGAAAAGCUCGGAAUGAAGUACAGAGUCGCACUCAGGAUAGCCAAGGAUCCGAGGUUUGAGCGCCUGCCAUGCACACACAAGGGAACAUAUGCCGAUGACUGUUUAGUCCAAAGGGUAACGCAGCACAAGUGUUACAUCCUGGCUACCGUGGACAGAGAUUUAAAGAGAAGAAUCAGGAAGAUUCCUGGGGUACCCAUCAUGUACAUCUCAAACCACAGGUACAAUAUUGAACGGAUGCCUGAUGACUACGGAGCUCCAAGGUUUUAAUAUUUUUACAAUAAAGCUAGACCUGUAAAUAGAUUAAGUUUCCUGUUUAAUAUUAUUUCCUUUUAUGCAUAUCAAAAAUAUUGUGAGCCUUUGUAGUUUUGAUUUGGUGAGGAUGGGGUGGGUUUGAUCUUACUGCAAAUUAUUGCAGACAUUCUAUUCUCAAACAUUUUGUUACAAGAAUAAAUUAAUCGUUGCAAUCAC
Perca flavescens (yellow perch) is the source of this 975-nucleotide messenger RNA. RefSeq names its product FCF1 rRNA-processing protein (gene fcf1). The transcript is spliced from 8 exons. Bases 181 to 774 code for a protein of 197 amino acids. Gene Ontology annotation, cellular component: small-subunit processome. Lineage: Eukaryota; Metazoa; Chordata; Actinopteri; Perciformes; Percidae. The record is from RefSeq and is a predicted model, not a curated record.